Tuber melanosporum (Perigord truffle) is the source of this 4545-nucleotide messenger RNA. RefSeq lists its product as uncharacterized. Lineage: Eukaryota; Fungi; Ascomycota; Pezizomycetes; Pezizales; Tuberaceae. The coding region runs from base 1 to 4545 and encodes 1514 amino acids. The record is from RefSeq and is a predicted model, not a curated record. Gene Ontology annotation, molecular function: ABC-type transporter activity; ATP binding; ATP hydrolysis activity. Gene Ontology annotation, biological process: transmembrane transport. The transcript has 12 exons. Gene Ontology annotation, cellular component: membrane.
AUGAGUCGUCGCACUUCGAAGGUCGGCAACGACCGCCGUGAAUCAGAGAUAUGGACUGACUCUGAAAUCGAACAUUCCACGUCGUCAAACUCUACCAAAGUGUACCCAGAAUCCCCACCCGGCCAGGGCAUCUGGGGCCAGAAUGAGGCCGUCAACUACAAAUCUGCGCUGGAAGACUUUGAGUCUCUCCGUGAACAAUUAUCUCGGAUCGAAACAGACAAGACUGGUGGAGAAUACUCGCGGCGGAAUAGUGCCCAUGUUCGUCUCGCCCGUUUCCGGUUAUCCCUCACCAAUGACGUCCUCCAGACACCCCUGGAAUCUACCGGUGAGAAAGCCUCUGAUGAUCCCGCCGAGGAGGGUUUUCAGCUUGACCGCUUUAUGCGCGAGGGACACUUUGAGAAGCGUGAGAAUGGAGAGUCGAUGAAGAAGGUUGGGGUUGUUUACAAGAAUAUCACAGUGCGUGGGGUCGGUACUUCGACUUCAUAUGUGAAGGUGCUUUCCGACGCGAUUAUCGGGACGUUUGGACCGGAUUUUUAUCGGAUCAUGACGGGCUUCUUCCCUGCGCUUACUGUUGGGAAAGGACCUCCGACAAGAGAGCUCAUCUGCGGCUUUACUGGCGCUGUCCGGGAUGGGGAGAUGAUGCUUGUCCUGGGGAAGCCAGGAGCCGGUUGUUCAACCUUCUUGAGAGCUGUUGCGAACCAGCGGGCGUCGUUCGCAGCAGUCGAAGGAGAGGUUCAUUAUGGUGGGAUCCCGGCAGCGGAAGCGGCUAGGAAAUAUCGAGGGGAGGUGAUCUACAAUGAGGAAGAUGAUCAGCACUUUCCUGUUAUGACAGUUUAUCAAACUUUAGAGUUUGCGCUGUUAAAUAAAACCAAGAAAUCAGAGAAGGAGAACAUCCCUAUAAUAAUUAACGCGCUGCUAAAAAUGUUUGGAAUUUCGCAUGCGGCACACACAAUUGUUGGAAAUGCAUUCAUUCGAGGUGUAUCUGGAGGAGAGCGGAAACGAGUCUCCAUUGCGGAAACACUCGCCACAAAGUCCGCCGUCACUUGUUGGGAUAACUCGACUAGAGGCUUGGAUGCCAACACCGCGCUCGAUUAUGCCAAAUCACUGAGGAUCAUGACUGAUGUCUCCAACCGAACAACAAUCGUGACCUUAUACCAGGCCGGAGAGGAAAUCUACGAUCUUAUGGACAAAGUACUUGUGAUUGAUCAGGGAAGGAUGAUUUUUUCUGGCCCCGCUACCGAAGCAAAGAAAUAUUUCAUUGAUUUAGGUUUUCAGUGUCCUGAUCGACAAACCACUGCCGAUUUCCUAACAAGUAUUACUGAUCGGAUUGAGAGACAAAUUCGGCCUGGAUUUGAGGACAGGGUUCCCCGCACCCCUGACGAGCUAGCGGCCGCUUUCCGGAACAGUCCGAACUAUGCUCACCUCUUGGAAGAUGUAGCCAAUUAUGAGCAAGAACUCGCUGCGACCGGAAACACCGCCGCUACCAACUUCAAGAAAUCGGUCAAAUCAUCCAAGUCACGUACAGUUUGUUCUGAUUCGAAUCACACAGUAUCAUUUGUCCAGCAAGUUCUAGCAUGCACGCGCCGUGAGUACUGGCUUCUGCGAGGGGAUAUGCAGAGCUUCUGGACUACCAUCUGGACGAAUAUUAUCAUCACUCUUUUGGUUGGUGCGCAGUUCUGGAAGCAAAAGGACGAUACCACUGGCGUCUUCAUGAAAGGUGGUAGCGCUUACUUUGGAUGCAUAUUUUUGGGCUGGAUUCGGAUGUCGGAAAUCGUUGGCGCAGUUUUGGGACGUGAUAUUGUACAACGGCAUAAGACUUAUGCUCUGCAUCGACCGUCUGCUGUGGUAGUAGCAAGGCUGAUUUUAGAUAUUCCGAUCACGCUUAUCCAAGUCUCGAUAUUUAGCAUAAUCCUGUAUUUCAUGGCCAAAUUCGAUGCUGAUGCAGGAAAAUUCUGGAUCUUCUUCCUCCUGACAUAUACUAACGCGUUCUGUAUCACUGCUCUUUACCGCAUGUUCUCGGCUCUUUGCCCCACCCUCGACGACGCAAUUCGGUUUUCUGGAAUGGCCCUUAAUAUAUGCAUAAUUUAUGCUGGUUAUAUUAUCCCUAAGACACAGCUCCUCCGCGAUUCCAUAUGGUUUGGCUGGCUCUUCCAUCUGAAUCCUAUGGGUUACCUCUUUGAGGCCAUUCUUGCCAACGAAUUCUCCGGGAGGACAAUGGAGUGCGCUGGGUCUAUGGUUGUACCGCGGGGAGAGGUGUAUGACAACUUCCCGCAGUAUCAAGGAUGUGUCAUUGCGUCUGGCAGGCCCGGUAAUCUUGAUAAUGUCUCCGGCGAUGAGUUCAUUGAAGCUCAAUACAACUAUACGCGUGCUCACCUCUGGAGAAAUUUUGGGGUUGUUAUUGCUUGGGCAGCGUUGUAUAUCAUUGCCACUCUCGUUGCAACCGAAACCAUCUCCUUUGUUGCCCCUGGAUCUGUCAUCCUACGAUUCAAGAAGAGUAAGAAGAGCAAGCGGGUUAUCGACGCCAAUAAGGCCAAGGAUGAGGAGAAAGCUACCGGAGGCAUUGCUGUUACUGAUUGGCUCAACGGAGAUCCAUCUACCGAGGAGGUUGAAAAGAUUAUUGAUAGUAAGAGUGUAUUUACAUUUAAGGAGAUUGAGUACACUAUUCCGUAUAACGGUGGUGAACGGAAGCUCUUGAAUAAGGUUAGCGGGUACGCUAAGCCGGGAAUUAUGGUUGCACUCAUGGGUGCUUCGGGAGCCGGAAAAACUACCCUUCUCAACACGCUGUCUCAACGCCAUCAAGUUGGCGUUAUUUCCGGCAAAAUCCAGAUGGAUGGUCGUCCCCUCGGUAUUGAAUUCCAGCGUGGAACCGGAUACUGUGAGCAGAUGGAUGUUCACGACCCUGCGCAGACUGUCCGCGAAGCUAUGGAAUUUUCCGCAAUCCUCCGUCAGCCAGCCAGUGUCCCGAAAGCCGAGAAGGUGGAAUAUGUGAAUAAACUUAUGGUUCUUCUUGAACUUGACUUCCUCCAGGAUGCAGUUGUCCGUUCUCUCGGUGUUGAACAGAAGAAGCGUCUUACGGUUGGAGUUGAACUUGCUGCUAGACCGGAUCUGUUGCUCUUUUUGGAUGAGCCAACGAGUGGGCUUGACAGUCAGAGUGCUUUCUCUAUUGUCCGCAUUCUGAAGAAACUCUCUCAGGCUGGGCAGGCUAUUAUCUGCACCAUUCACCAACCGUCGUCCAUUUUGAUUCAACAAUUCGAUAUGAUUCUCGCGCUCAAUCCGGGCGGUAAUACCUUCUACUUCGGACCUGUCGGAGAGAACGGAACUGAUGUCAUUCGAUACUUUGGCGAGAAGGGAGCCUACUGUCCUCCCGGGAAAAACGUUGCGGAGUUCGUGAUCGAGACUGCCGCAAAGGGCACAAGGAGCGAUGGAAAACCUAUUGAUUGGGAUCACGAAUGGCGUACAUCGAAGGAGGCGAAGGCCAUUUUAGCAGAAAUUGACCGACUGUGCGACGAGCGCAGGGAGAAGCCAUUGCCGGAAAUUACCAUGAUGACCAAAAGACUGUUUAGACAACAAUGGAGAGAGCCAAGUUACGUUUACGCGAAAUUGUGGAUCGGAUUCAUGAUUGGUGUAUUCAAUGGAUUUACCUUUUGGGAUCCAGGCAAUACCAUCCAAGAUUUGCAAAACCGAAUUUUCUCUGCUUAUUUCAUCGUCGUGUUCCCGCCGGCCAUUGUCAAUAGUGUCGUUCCCAAGUUCUUUGAGAAUCGGAUGAUUUGGGAAGUGAGAGAGUUACCUUCUAGGAUAUACGGCUGGGUUCCGUUCUGUACUGCUCACGCGGUUGCGGAAAUUCCCUCUGCUGUUGCAACUACAAUCAUCUAUUACCUCUUGUGGUAUUUCCCGUCCGGCCAGCCAACGGAUACAGCUACUUCAGGAUUCGUGUUCUUCAUGAUGCUGUUCCUGUUCCUUUUCAUCUCAAGUUGGGGUCACUGGGUCGCGGCGCCUUCGCCAUCACCAAUGAUAUUACCAUUCAUCUUCGUCGUCUUCGGUCUCUUCAACGGUAUUAUCGUACCACACCGCGACAUGCCCGACGUCUUCUAUUACACCCUAUACUACCUCUCCCCCUGCACAUACUGGCUCCACGGCGUCCUCUCCGCCACCAUUUCCGGAAUCCCCGUCAAAUGCGCUCCGCACGAACUCGGAAUCUUUGAGAUCCCCCCGGGCUUCAACGAGACCUGUGCCUCCUACGCAGCAAAUUUCCUCAGCACAGCUACCGGCUACAUCACUAACCCCUCUGCCACCUCCCAAUGCGCUUACUGCCCGUACGCCAUCGCAGACGAGUAUCUGCAGGCAAUGGACAUCCCUAUCGGCGGGAAAUGGAAGUACUUUGGGGCGUUUGGGGCGAUGACGAUCAUGAAUUGGGUUCUGUUGUACUUUUUUGUCUACACUGUGCGGAUUCGCGGGUCGACGUUCGGUAUGGUCCCGCUAUUUAGAUGGAUUGGGUUUGGGAUAAACUUCCCGGGAUGGGUGGCUGGGAAGGUUAUGAUGAAGUAG